GUCUUACCUCAUUACCUCUCUCUCACUCUUUUUUGUAUAUAUUAUCCUCAUCAUUACUUUCUGAAUCUCCACUCUUCUCUCUCUCUCUCUCUCAAAGUCCACUUGCUUUGUCUGUCACUUACACAUUGUACGAUCAUGGUAUUAGCGGAAACAGAGACAAUGGCGGAGGCCACGAUGGUUUUCACGACGGAGGGACCUCGCAUUUCCUUCUCCGCCGACUUGUCAUCAUCAGACAGCGAGGGAGAUUACAUCUGCAUCAACCCUGAGAAUCUCCUGAUGAGUAAAGAAGAACAAGUCAAAGCAGGAGAGUCCUUUGAGUUUCUCUCCAACACGCAAACGAUGCUUACAGCCGCCGACGAGCUUUUCUCCGAAGGAAAGUUGCUUCCUUACUGGCAAGUCAAACACUCAGAGAAGCUUCAGAACGUAACACUUAAAACAAAAGUCGUCGUCGUCCAAGAAGAAGAAGAUUGUAAAGUGGUUAAAGAGGAGACUGUUAAGGAGCAGGAGAGUAAUAACAACAAUAACAACAGAGGAAGCUGGUUUCUUGAUGAUGAUCCAUCUCCUCGUCCACCAAACUGCACUGUUCUGUGGAAAGAGCUUUUGCGGUUGAAGAAACAGAGGACUAACAAGACGGCGACUACGACUACAAAGGCUUCGGCAUCGUCUCUGUCUCCAUCGUCAUCUUCAAGCUCGACUUCGUCUUCUUCGAGUUCUAUUGGGGAUGCAGUGAAGGAGGAGAGCGAGAAGAAAGGGAAGAAAGGGUUAGAGAGGACAAGAUCUGUGACUAUGAGGAUAAGACCAAUGAUUCAUGUUCCUGUUUGUACUCCUUCUAAGCCUCCUCUGUUUCCUCUAAGGCUUCAUAAAAACAGGGUAGAGAAACGAACUUGAUCAUCAUCAACAUCGUUUUAUCUGUUUGUUUUUGUAUUAUCUAUAGCUUUUGUGAUUAGAUGUAUUGUUUGUUUUUUGUUGAGAGCUUUUGUGAUUGAGAUCUGAGGUGUGACAGUUUAUAAAUGUGAAGACAUUUUCAUACCCGAAAACAAAUAAGAGAUUGAUCAUUGAAU
Messenger RNA from Eruca vesicaria subsp. sativa (arugula), 1061 nucleotides. The record is from the annotation of a GenBank genome assembly. Lineage: Eukaryota; Viridiplantae; Streptophyta; Magnoliopsida; Brassicales; Brassicaceae.